AUGUUUUCAUGGCCAAAUAUCGGCAAGAUACGCCAAGAUUCUAACGCCAUCAUCCAACAGAAGGUGGACUUUCAGGGCAAAAGGAAAUCGAGAAAUUCGAUUGCUAUGGCUAUAUGCUACUGUUUUUUAUCAAGAAAGUCCAACUUCUGUUUCUUUGCGCUCUGGGCGGUUGAAAUUGUUGCUGGGCAGCCGAAAACUGAACCCCGUGAAGUGGAUGCUAUCAACAAGAUAAUUGACCAUUGGAAUCUGAGGAGUAAGCUGAAUUUAACUGGUGACCCCUGCAAUAAAAAUGCCACUUGGGCUCCUGAGUCUGCUAAUCCAAGAAUUGCUUGUGAUUGUUCUGACAGUGUCUGCCACAUAACACGCUUGAAAAUCUAUGCUUUAGAUAUCUCUGGUGAGAUUCCUCAAGAACUGUUCCUGCUCACAGAAUUGAUGGAUUUGGAUUUGAAUCAGAACAUGUUGAACGGGUCCAUUCCGUCGGCCUUAGGGCAGCUAUCAAACAUGCAAUAUCUGGCUUUUGGCAUUAACAAUUUCACAGGUCCAGUGCCUGCAGAGCUUGGUAAUCUCACCAAGUUGAUCGUCUUAAGUUUCAGCUCAAACAAUUUGGAAGGAAUCUUGCCUCCUGAACUCGGAAAUUUGGCCUCCUUACAGCAGCUGUACAUUGAUAGCAGUGGAGUGAGUGGACCAAUUCCAGAAGAACUUUCAAAUUUGAAAUCACUCCAAACUCUGUGGGCAUCUGAUAAUGGUUUCACCGGAAAAAUUCCAGAAUUUUUGGGAAGUUUCACUAAUCUGAAAGACCUGAGACUGGAAGGAACGAACCUCGAAGGACCAAUUCCAAGAAGCUUUGGUGCCCUGACCAAGCUGCAGGACUUGAGAAUUGGCGAUCUUAGUGGUGGUGAUAGUUCUCUUAAUUUCUUGGAGAACAUGACAAGACUCUCCACUUUAUCAUUACGAAAUUGUCGCGCUAAUGGCCAAAUUCCAGAGAAAAUAAGCUCUUUCCCCAACCUGAAGUUCUUGGAUUUGAGUUUCAACAAGCUAACAGGUCAAAUUCCAGCCUCUUUUAAGAACUUCUCGUCACUACAAUACAUGUAUUUGGGAAGUAAUAACCUUAGUGGGGAUUUACCUUCUGAAAUUUUAGGUUCAGAAUUGUCAGAUCUUAUUGCCUUAGACGUCUCGUUUAAUCCUCUCACUGGCAAGGUCCCGCGAGAGAGGAAAGGCAUGUCAAUAAAUGUGGUUGGGACUUCAAUUGAUAAUCCCAAUUUGAAUAACAAGAAAGGAGCCACUGAGUUGCGUUGCAUUACAGGAAAUAGCAAGUGCAAUAUCAAAAACCUCUCCACUUCAUUUGCUGUCAACUGUGGUGGACAAAAAAAGAUAUCCACAGACGGCACCACGUUCGAGGCCGAUUCUGAAACUUUAGGAGCAGCCUCGUUGUAUUUGAAUCCCGAUGGCCAGUUUGCAGUUAGCAGUGCCGGGAUAUACAUUUCCAAUCCAAACGGGCCCCAGUACAUAGCCAAGACACUAUCUCAAAUAACCAACACAUUGGAUUCUGAACUAUAUCAGACGGCUCGGAUAGCACCCUCCUUGAGGUACUUCGGGCUUGGGCUGAAGAACGGAGUGUACCGAGUUGAACUUCAUUUUGCUGAGAUACAGAUGCCUGAUUCGGGUUCUGCUUCUUGGAAAGGUCUAGGCAGGCGAUUAUUUGAUGUCUAUAUUCAGGGUGAAAGAGUUCUUCAAGAUUUCAAUAUAGCAAAAGAAUCUGAAGGAUCAAAGAAUGCCCUGGUUAAGAAAUUCAAGGCUAACGUGACAAACACCGUUUUGGACAUUCAUCUCCUCUGGGCCGGGAAAGGGACUUGCUGCAUCCCGUUCCAGAGCACGUUUGGCCCUUUAAUCUCUGCCAUCCGAGUUUCUCAAGUGCCCGAGUUUGAGGAUUUACCAAAGAGUGGCAAAACACAUGUCGGAUGA
Striga hermonthica is the source of this 1962-nucleotide messenger RNA. The record is from the annotation of a GenBank genome assembly. NCBI's taxonomy places the organism in Eukaryota, Viridiplantae, Streptophyta, Magnoliopsida, Lamiales, Orobanchaceae.